Brienomyrus brachyistius is the source of this 2419-nucleotide messenger RNA. It is a transcript of the gene rsph1, whose product is annotated as radial spoke head component 1. Gene Ontology annotation, biological process: spermatid development; axoneme assembly. The coding region runs from base 107 to 766 and encodes 219 amino acids. NCBI's taxonomy places the organism in Eukaryota, Metazoa, Chordata, Actinopteri, Osteoglossiformes, Mormyridae. Gene Ontology annotation, cellular component: nucleus; motile cilium. The record is from RefSeq and is a predicted model, not a curated record. The transcript is spliced from 8 exons.
AACAGCGGUUACUAUGGUAACAGACUGGCCACAGAAUAAACCUGCGAUCGCUUAACAGUUUUCUUGUGCAACACAUUAAAUCAGUUAUAGUUACGACGUGUUUACAAUGUCAGAUACGGGAUCAGAGAAUUUAGAAGAGCCGAUUUACCUUGGAGAAUAUCAUGGCGAUAGAAACGAAAUUGGGGAGAGACACGGAGUCGGGAAGGCAGUGCUCCCCAACGGAGAUACCUAUCAUGGAGUAUAUGAAAACGGCAAAAGGAGCGGAACUGGAACUUACCUUUUUAAAAAUGGAGCUUGUUACAUUGGAGAAUAUUACAUGAACAAGAAACAUGGGCAGGGAAUUAUCUACUACCCUGAUGGAUCCAAAUAUGAAGGAGGAUGGGUGAAUGACCAGCGACAAGGUCACGGUGUUUACACAUAUAACAAUGGAGACACAUAUAAUGGAGAAUGGUUGCAAAAUCAGAGGCAUGGGCACGGUGUUUACACCUAUCAUGACACUGGCUCCAGGUAUGUGGGUACCUGGAUGUUUGGAAAGAUUGAAUCAUCAGCAGGCGAGUUAGUACAUCUCAACCACAAAUAUCAAGGAAACUUUCACAAUAAUAAUCCUUCUGGCCCAGGGAGGUAUGUGUUUGACAUUGCUUGUGAGCAGCAUGGAGAAUUUGGUCAAGUAGAUCAGGAAAGGGUGCUUGAUGAAGAAGAAGAAGACCCAGUUGCUGCUGUACAUCUAAAGUGGCGUCCAGUUUCUAUCUCUGGUCUUACACACUAGCACACCAGCCUAGUCAAAAGAUCACCUUCCCAGAUGGCAUGUGAGGAGCUGCAUUAAAUUGCCACUCCAGUGAUCAACACUGAUGAACUACCCAGAAGACCAAAGAGCAAAGGGAGAUUGACUUAAGAGCUGUCUUUGUCUACAGUCUUUGUUUUUUGUAUGUACCAUGUUUUGUUCUAAUACUGAUUAUUAUGGCUAGAGAAAGUUCUUGAUUUCACUUCUGUUGAUUUUGUUAGCUGCUAUGUUAAAUUAAAUCAUUUAGAGUAGGGAUUUACAACAACUUGAUGUCUGUGAACUGGUUUACAUCAUACAAAAAAUUGCACAGACUGGUAAAACAGCUAUGGGUGUGGGUGAGGGGUAUCAAUGGAUCAAUCUGAGAUUUUGUACGUUUAAUUGUUUCCAUUUUUUCAAAUGCAAAUGAAAUGUGCAAAUGUAAGGGAUUGUAAAAAAAAAUAAAUAUGUAGUUUUAGGGGUGAAAUUAACUAGCCCCCAGCAUUCCGUGGCCUGGUGGAAUAUUGGCCAUAGGCCACUACCGGUCCCUGGAAUGAAGGUUAGGAACCCAUAAUUCAGAGGAUACCCCUUCUGUACAUCAGGACUUAUCAGUCUUAAUGGUUCAAAUGGCUUUCAAAUGGUUCAAAUGACUAGAUAUUCAUGUGGAAGUUCAGGUUAAGUACCGUUAACUGGGGCAGGGCACCUACUGCAAUUUGAAUCAGCAGCCUUCAUGCUACAAGUCACUGAAAUACCAUAGUUUUAAAAAGAUUAUAAACUCAGACUCAGGGUAUAAAUUUGUAUAAGACUUAAGACAAUUAAAAUAUCACAUGGUAUAAUUUGAUAUUUACAUAAUUUUUAGAGUUACACGUUAGCAGAUACUUUUGUCCAUACUGAUAUACAAUUUAUUCUAACCUAAUAAGACGAUUCAAGGACCAGAAGUGCAACAAUAAGAACAUUCAGGGUAUGAUUCAUGGAACAGAUGGGUCUUGAGGGAUCGCUUUGAGGUGGAGAAGGAGUCUGAUGACUGCAUGUGGUUUAGUAGCUCAUUCCACCUUCAGGGAAUCAUAUAAGUGAACCAUCUGAAGUGACACUUCUCGUGUGGUGGAGGGAACUCCAAGCGGUGUUGUCUUGCUGACCGAAGGUGGUAAGAUUGGACACUGGUCUUGAGGAGGUUUUUGAUAGAGAUGGGUGCCAGUUUACUGAUGGACCUGUAAGCCAGCACCAAGGACUGAACUUAAUGCAAGUGCUAAAAGAGACCUAAUGGAAGAGAGACAAGGAAGGGUGUGACAUGAGAACAUUUAGGCUGAAUGAAUAUGAGAUGAGCUGCUGCAUUUCGUAUAACCUGCAGUUGUCUGAUAGCAUAAGCUGUCUACUAGUAGAGAGCAUAUGCAGUGUAGUAGCAAGGUAACAAAUGCCUGGCCCAGAAGCUGAUUUGCAUACUCAGAUAGAAAAUGCCUGAUUUUCUUGAUGGUAAACAGGAUGAACUUGCAAGAUUGGGAAAGCACUGUUAUGUGCCGAGCAAAGGACAACUGGUCAUCUAUUAUUAUGUAUCAUACUAUAUGUUUGUUUCAAGUCAACUACUGCUUAGCUUUUGUCACUGGUCAGAUAAUGGUUCCUAGAUUUAUUCAUUUUGGUAUAUGCUAUAAAGAUCAUGCAAAAAUG